Molecule: messenger RNA, 2723 nt
Organism: Alosa sapidissima (American shad)
Lineage: Eukaryota; Metazoa; Chordata; Actinopteri; Clupeiformes; Clupeidae
Gene: prkacab
Product: protein kinase, cAMP-dependent, catalytic, alpha, genome duplicate b
Exons: 11
Coding region: 1152-2207 (351 amino acids)
Biological process (GO): peptidyl-serine phosphorylation
Cellular component (GO): cAMP-dependent protein kinase complex; nucleus
Molecular function (GO): ATP binding; protein kinase A regulatory subunit binding; cAMP-dependent protein kinase activity
Source: RefSeq, a predicted model, not a curated record
CCACUUCGUAGUACAGGCCCCUGCUCCUCAGGGAACUGUCUGGUUGUUAGGUGUGGUUGUUAGGUCGAUAAUUCCGUUUCCGGCUCCAGCUGGGACCAAAGCGGGGUUGUUUUUUUUAGUUUAAAAGUUUUUCCCAAUGUUCAGAGUAGCCCACAACAUAAAUAGUUAUUCUACUACUCACACCUGCGUCAACCUCGUGAAGUCCUAUUUUUCAUGUAGAGGCCUGGACUUCACCCUCGCUGAAAAGGAGGUUCGCAGGAGGUUGUGAAAACGGCUGGCUGCGCUUGUCAACUUAUUGCACGACAGAGCGGAAGGACCCUGGAGACAACUUGUAGUGUCAGACUUGAUUAGUUUGUGUCUAUUCUGAUCAGACAUAGUGGCCCGUACCGAUCCAGAAAGUAACCCAAUGUAGGGAACUGUGCUUUUCAUCAGUUUCCAAUGUGCUCGGUACCCAUUUAACUAGCAAUUUGUGUAUAACUGACGAAAAGGUGUCAUGAUCCUACCUCCGACAACCACAUCACAUAAUGCAAAGCCGACGUUGCAGGCGUGCAUUUGCCAAGCCCAUGGACUGAAUGCAUUGUCAGUAUUGUAAGUCAGCCCUGCACACUGGACUUGGGGCUGGAGUCGCCCACCUCAAUGAGAGGCAGCGGGGACAUCUAAGGACAGACUGAAGGAAGACCAGCAAGCAGGGGAUAGGCGGAAAGCGCAGCGGCCGGAGGAGUGGGCUUGCAACCGGGGCCGGAGAGGAGAGAGAGCGCGCCGUGUCGGGCUCGGUGGCCAAGGCUGUCAGUGCCUGGCUGUUUGACUCUUCGUUUAAGGCGCUCUGCCCGAGCAGCCGAGUCAACAACCCUGUGCAGUCCCCCGCCAUUGGAAUAGGCCAUCCUCCGGACUUUCUGCUUCUAUCUAGUUGUAACACAGGGGCUAAGGUUGGCGAAUGUCGAUGGGUAAGACGGGAAACAUGCCUUCUUGAGGAGGAAUUGCGCGGUGGAUAGAAAAAAGGGUCGUUUCGGAGUCACUCCCAUUUCUGUGAAGGCGAUCGGACCCAAGUUUCAAUUACGAACGAGUCCGAGCUCAGAGCUGAGACCAAGACGGCUGAAUCGGCGAGGAGGGGAGACUCUAGGAAUAAUCAGCCGGCGUUUAGGCCUCAAGACAUGGGCAACACGCCCGCCUCUAGGCGGGGAAGCGAUAUGGAAAGCGUGAAGGAGUUCCUUGCCAAAGCCAAAGAGGACUUCCUGAGGAAAUGGGAGGACCCUGCACAGAACACAGCUGCUCUGGAGCAGUUUGAGCGGUUGAAAACUCUGGGCACGGGUUCAUUUGGCCGUGUGAUGCUCGUGAGGCACAGAGAGACUGGUCAGCACUUUGCCAUGAAGAUCCUGGACAAACAGAAGGUGGUGAAGUUAAAACAGAUUGAGCACACACUGAAUGAGAAGCGCAUUCUUCAGGCUGUCUGCUUUCCUUUCCUAGUGCAGCUGGAGUACUCCUUCAAGGAUAACACAAAUCUCUACAUGGUGAUGGAGUAUGUUCCAGGGGGAGAAAUGUUCUCACAUUUAAGAAGAAUCGGCAGAUUCAGUGAGCCACACGCCCGUUUCUAUGGCGCCCAGAUUGUCCUGACGUUUGAGUACCUCCACGCCCUGGACCUCAUCUACCGAGACCUGAAGCCUGAGAACCUGCUCAUCGACCAGCAGGGCUACAUACAGGUAACAGACUUUGGCUUUGCAAAGAGGGUCAAAGGUCGGACAUGGACGCUGUGCGGCACCCCGGAGUACCUGGCUCCAGAGAUCAUCCUCAGCAAGGGUUAUAAUAAAGCUGUGGACUGGUGGGCGCUGGGAGUGCUCAUCUAUGAGAUGGCUGCUGGCUACCCGCCCUUCUUCGCCGACCAGCCCAUUCAGAUCUACGAGAAGAUCGUCUCCGGGAAGGUCCGCUUCCCUUCCCACUUCAGUUCGGACCUGAAGGACCUUCUCCGGAACCUUCUGCAGGUGGACCUGACCAAGCGCUAUGGCAACCUCAAGAACGGCGUCAGCGACAUUAAGGGCCACAAGUGGUUCGCCACCACCGACUGGAUCGCCAUCUAUCAGAAGAGGGUGGAGGCCCCAUUUGUUCCCAAGUGCAAAGGCCCCGGCGACACCAGCAACUUUGACGACUAUGACGAGGAAGAGAUCCGAGUCUCAUUCACUGAGAAGUGCUCCAAGGAGUUUGCCGAGUUCUGAGUUCUUAUUAGGUUGGGGGGUGUUAGGUGUUAGGAUGAGAGUGGGUGAUGUUGCCUGUCUGAAUCACAACCAGAGAGAGGUCCAGCAGAACCGACAACAAGCCUCUCCAGUCUCCUGAAAAAAGAAGACAGCAGUGUUGCCUUUUUAUAUAUUUUCUUUCUUUCUUUUUUGUCAUCUUUUGUGUCUUAAAUCACUAUAUAUAUUUACAGGAAGCAGAGCUUUGGCUCAUUCAGACAAAUUAUAACUCCUCCACAUACAUCUACAGAAUCUCUCACUAUGAGCCCAACUACAGUCUUACCUAUGCGGAGCUUAAUCACCAUCUGACACCUGUGAAGGUUAACGUGUCCGGUGGAGAUCACGGCAGCUCUCUACGCACUUACAUUCUUUAUAAGUCACGCCCACUUUUACCUGCUCGCUGUUAUGCGAACUUGUCCAUGUCGGACAGGUGGCCCGCCCGUCUGACCAAAGCAAUACCAAGCCAAACGCACGUUGUUGUUGUCGUCGUCGUUUUUUUUU